Molecule: messenger RNA, 1671 nt
Organism: Sparassis crispa
Lineage: Eukaryota; Fungi; Basidiomycota; Agaricomycetes; Polyporales; Sparassidaceae
Product: Methyltransferase-like protein
Exons: 4
Coding region: 1-1671 (556 amino acids)
Source: RefSeq, a predicted model, not a curated record
AUGGCAGAAGAACUGGGCCUUAUGCACGACAUCUCAUCUUUUCUUCACCAACCACUCACAGAGAGCCUGCUCUCUGUGCACCCCAACCAGCUGUGCUCUCCCUCUUUCGACAUCCCGUCGCUCUGGAUCUCUUGGUGGGAUUGGGCCGGUGAAACCCAAGUUGAAAACAACCUCCUGCCUGAGCAUGCUUCCGCUCCAACUGUGCCGAAAUCGCUGGUUCUCCUGCGUUAUUAUCUCUGCGGAUCCGAUCCCAAUAUCGCAGGAAACUCUUGCAUCCCAUACGAUUUGAGGAUCUUGGUGGAUGAGGCACGCCGAUUGCAAAUUUCUCGCCAGACUGGUCUCGCACGUCCAGCUCUAUGCACUGGAAAUCACGAAGCUAAUGAUGCAAAGACAGAGCAUGGUGGUAGUGGCUCAGACGAUGGACCUGGAGUUGCAUUUUUGAGCUUCCAGGACCAGCGUUUGCGUGGCAUGUCUCCAAAGAAAGCGCACGAAGUCCUGAGGAUGACAGAGUGCAUCUCAAGACUAGUCUCAUCUUGUACGAGACUGGGAAACGUCAGGCAUGCAGUGGACAUUGGUGCCGGUCAAGCAUACCUGUCUCGCCAAUUGCGAGAUGACAUGAGCAUGCGUGUGCUUGCUCUUGACUGGAGCGACACGCAGACCAAAGGCGCUGCGAGACGGGAUGAAGUGUCCCAAAAUACUGGACACCCUCAGAAGGCAGCAUCUGAUCCUGCCGCAAGUGCCGCAUCUCGACCGAUGUGUGGUAAAGACUUGCUGACAUAUAAAACAACCAGAAUCACCGCAGAUUCCCUUUUGAAAGUCACGGACGAGUGGAUCAACGACCAAGUGCUGGGCAACUCAAUACCUCAUCUACAUGUGUGCAAUUUAGAUGGAACACAAUCUGAUCAGGAGCCGGUCCCCGUCUUUCUGGUUGCGUUGCAUGCAUGUGGCUCCUUGACCCCCCAUAUCUUGCGGGCGUUCCUAUCGUCAUGCAGAGCUGACGAUACCACAAGAACGUGGGUGUCUAGUGCAGCAGUCAUCGUUGGAUGCUGCUACAACAUGUUGGAUCCCAAGGAUUUCCCUCUAUCGGACGCCUUGACGUCGUCCUCCCAGACUGCACAAGUGGUGCUCACGCCCAGUCACCUCCAGCUGGCCGCACAGGUUCCUUCGCAGUGGCUGCGUACCGAAGAUACAUUGAAUGCUGCGAAGCUGGCCAUUAAAAAGGUCGUGUGGAGAGCGUUGCUCCAGGGCAUGCUGGAGAAGCGAAGAGCUGAGACUGGUUCACUUGACAUGCAUGAAGGCCAACGCGAGACUGCAGGGGCUGGUGCGGGUCCGCGACGACUGGGAAGACUGAAUAAUUCUGUAUACGUGGACUGGGGCAUCUUUCUCGCUCAGGCUAGCUCAAAGCUUGGUGUUGACCUCGCUGAGUCCGAGGGGAGAGAUAUGGCCAUAGAGAGCCGUAUGGAAGUCUUCCACGUGCUGCGCUGUAUCCUGGGCCCCGUAGUGGAGAGUCUCAUCCUACUGGAUCGUCAGCAGUACCUGAAGGAGAAGCUGCAGGAUACAGAGAUGGACGUGCGACUAGUCAACUUGUUCGAUCAAGCAUCUGGGAGUGGUCGGAAUGUUGCUAUUGUGAUUGCCCCUAGGCUUGCAGAAGGAGUGCUUCCAUGGCCUUGA